This is a messenger RNA of Pistacia vera, 1759 nucleotides long. RefSeq names its product protein-tyrosine sulfotransferase-like. The record is from RefSeq and is a predicted model, not a curated record. Bases 269 to 1759 code for a protein of 496 amino acids. The transcript is spliced from 14 exons. Gene Ontology annotation, cellular component: membrane. Lineage: Eukaryota; Viridiplantae; Streptophyta; Magnoliopsida; Sapindales; Anacardiaceae. Gene Ontology annotation, molecular function: heparan sulfate 6-sulfotransferase activity.
AAAAAAGAAACCACCCACCUGCCGGCGCCCAUUUAAAACCUCCCCAAAGUUAUCAUUACAAAUUCCUCUAUGUUAUAUUCGCUCGCUCUUCAACUCUGCAUUGAGAACCCAAAAUCGUUUUUACACAAUUCGAGGGUUUCCAUUUCCAUGCUCUAUAACUUUUGAUUUAAUAUAUUCUUGUAGGUUACAGUGGGCAACAUGGGUGGUGUUAGUUUAUGAGCACGAGAUCACGAAAAUCUAUACAGUGAUUUGAGUAGGAAUCAGCCCCAUGGAUACUGCUCUCAAAUUUGGUCUUCUGUUGCUGCUUUUCGGGUUUGUGAAUGCUUCUACAGUAACUGAUUUUGGGCACUGUGAAAGAGUUGUCAAAAAGUGGGCACUUUCUUCUCUUGAUCAAGAAUUAAAACAAGACAAACACACCCUGCAAGAUUUGUUGUUCUUUCUACAUGUUCCCAGGACAGGAGGGCGCACUUAUUUCCAUUGUCUUCUGAAAAAGUUGUACUCUAGCUCUCUAGAAUGCCCCCGUUCUUAUGACAAGUUGCGGUUUGAUCCAAGCAAAACUAACUGUAGAUUGUUGGUCACUCAUGAUGACUAUAGCAUGAUGUCCAAACUUCCAAAAGAGAAAACUUCAGUGGUGACGAUACUUAGGAAUCCAAUUGAUCGUGUAUUUAGCACUUAUGAAUUUUCAGUAGAAGUUGCUGCUAGAUUUUUGGUGCAUCCUAACUUAACUUCUGCCACACAAAUGGCUAAACGCUUGCGCUCUAAAAGUUCUGGAGUCAGCACUCUUGAUAUAUGGCCAUGGAAGUAUUUGGUUCCAUGGAUGAGAGAAGACCUGUUUGCUCGGAGAGAUGCCCGAAAACAGAAGGUCACAGUGGAUGUUAACGGCAAUGAUUCAUACAACAUGGAGGAUUUUGUAAUGCCAUUACAAGAUUUCAUCAAUAAACCAACUGCUUGGGAUAUUAUUCACAAUGGAGCAACAUUUCAGGUUGUAGGAUUGACAAACAACUCAUAUUUAGCAAAAUCACAUGAAGUUCGCCAUUGUGUACAGAAGUUUAAGACUCUUGGUGAUUAUGUGCUUCAAGUUGCAAAGAAGAGGUUGGAUGAAAUGCUAUAUGUUGGUCUCACAGAGAACCAUAGAGAAUCUGCAAACAUUUUCGGGAAGGUGGUUGGUGCACAGGUCAUUUCCCAGAUGGUAGCAUCAAAUUCUAGUAUAGAGGGUAACAACAAAUCAGAACAUAGCUCUUCAUUUUCAGAUCCUGAGCCUGAUAGCAAUUAUCAUCAGAAUAGCACCUCAGACCAAAAGUCUGCUGAGAUCACCUCAAAUGAAAAAGUCGAAACAAUAAAAGAAAAUAUGACUGUUGGAAAGCUUAUGCAAGCUUAUGAAGUGUGCAUUUCUUCCUUACGAAAGUCCCAAGCGACUCGACGCAUUAAUUCUUUGAAGAGAAUCUCUCCGGUGAACUUUUCAAAGGAGGCACGUCUUCAAGUUCCUGAAGAGGUUCUGCAGCAGAUAAGAUCACUUAAUAGCCUUGAUUUAGAGCUUUAUAAGUAUGCCCUGGACAUCUUUGAGAAACAAAAGCAGAAAUUAGCUUCAAUAGAUGAAGUGGGUAGUUCUGGAUUUAACGAGAAGCUGGAGAGCAUGUUCUACUCUUCUUAUGGCAUCACGCUUGGACAAGGGCUUUUAUUAGGCAUUCCCAUUUUCUUACUCGUCUUCUUCUUUCUAUUUGUAAAUGCUAGAAGAAGAACAUCAAAAGUUAAAAUAUAA